Mesocricetus auratus (golden hamster) is the source of this 3029-nucleotide messenger RNA. RefSeq names its product leucine rich repeat containing 47 (gene Lrrc47). Bases 15 to 1802 code for a protein of 595 amino acids. Gene Ontology annotation, biological process: phenylalanyl-tRNA aminoacylation. Gene Ontology annotation, molecular function: protein binding; RNA binding; phenylalanine-tRNA ligase activity. Lineage: Eukaryota; Metazoa; Chordata; Mammalia; Rodentia; Cricetidae. The record is from RefSeq and is a predicted model, not a curated record. The transcript is spliced from 7 exons.
GCGCGGGCGCAGCGAUGGCGGCGGCGGCGGAGGCGGCGGCGGCGGAGGCGGCGGCGGCCGCGGCUGCGGCCGCGUCCGUAUCCGAGCCCUGGCCGGAGCUGGAGCUGGCAGAGCGCGAGCGUCGCCGCGAGCUGCUGCUGACCGGGCCCGGGCUGGAGGAGCGUGUGAAGGCGGCGGGGGGACGGCUGCCGCCGCGGCUCUUCACGCUGCCGCUGCUGCACUACCUGGAGGUGAGCGGCUGCGGCAGCCUGCGCGCCCCGGGGCCCGGCCUGGCUCAGGGCCUGCCGCAGCUGCACAGCCUGGUGCUGCGGCGCAACGCGCUGGGGCCCCGGCUGAGCCCGGAGCUGGGGCCGCUGCCGGCGCUGCGCGUGCUCGACCUGUCGGGCAACGCGUUGGAGGCGCUGCCUCCCGGCGAGGGCCUGGGCCCCGCCGAGCCUCCCGGGCUGCCCCAGCUGCAGAGCCUCAACCUCAGCGGCAACCGCCUGCGCGAGCUGCCCGCCGACCUGGCGCGCUGCGCCCCUCGCCUGCAGAGCCUCAACCUCACCGGCAACUGCUUGGACGCCUUCCCCGCCGAGCUCUUCCGGCCCGGGGCUCUGCCCCUGCUCAGCGAGCUGGCGGCCGCCGACAACCGCCUGCGGGAGCUCAGCCCGGACAUCGCGCACCUGGCUUCGCUUAAGACACUAGACCUGUCCAACAACCAGCUGGCCGAGAUCCCUGCCGAACUGGCAGACUGCCCUAAGCUCAAGGAGAUCAACUUCCGAGGGAACAAGCUUCGAGACAAGCGCCUGGAGAAGAUGGUGGGCGGCUGCCAGACCAAAUCCAUCCUAGAGUACCUGCGCGCUGGCGGCCGCGGCGGCCGGAGCAAGGGCCGGCAAGAGGGCUCCGAGAAGGAAGACCGAAAGAAGAGGCGUGAGCGGAAGCAGCGUCGGGAAAGCGGGGAGGGUGAGGAUGAGGUGGCAGACGCAGCCCGGCUGAUGCUCAAGGUCUUGCACGUCUCUGAGAACCCCACACCCCUGACGGUCAGGGUGAGCCCAGAGGUCAGGGACGUACGCCCGUACAUCGUGGGGGCCGUCGUGAGAGGCAUGGACCUGCAGCCAGGAAAUGCACUCCGGCGCUUUCUCAACUCCCAGACAAAGCUCCAUGAUGACCUCUGUGAGAAGAGGACAGCAGCAACCAUUGCGACCCACGACCUCCAGGCAGUGCGCGGGCCCCUGCUGUACGCAGCCCGGCCACCCGAGGGCCUCAAGAUUGUGCCCUUGGGGCGGAGAGAAGCCAAGGCCAAGGAGCUGGUGAAGCAGCUGCAGCUGGAGGCCGAGGAGCAGAGGAAGCAGAAGAAGCGGCAGAGCGUCUCAGGGCUGCACAGGUACCUUCACUUACUGGACGGGAAGGAAAACUACCCUUGUCUCGUGGAUGCCGAAGGAGACGUGAUUUCUUUCCCACCCAUAACAAACAGUGAGAAGACGAAGAUUAAGAAAACAACAUGCAGCUUGUUCUUGGAAGUAACAAGUGCCACUAGCCUGCAGCUCUGUAAGGACAUCAUGGACAGUCUCAUUCUGAAAAUGGCGGAACUGAACAAAAGCAUUUCAGAAAACAAAGAGGAAGACGCACUCUCGGAUACGGAACCUGGUGCCAGCUGCGGGCUUUCUGAUCCCAACUUGAAUCUGAGAUCUGGGAAGGAUGGACAGUGCCCCCUGGUGGUGGAGCAGGUCCGAGUGGUGGACCUGGAGGGGAGCUUGAAGGUGGUGUACCCAUCCAAGGCCGACCUGAUCAACACCCCUCCCUAUGUGACUGUGGUUCGCUGACGGUCCAGGCCGUGUAACCGGCUCCACUUGCGGUUCCUGGGGGUGUGCUGGCUCUAGAUGUCUGUGUGGUUGCUCUUCGUUCCUUUUCUCUGGGUAUUUGAAGGUGUCUGCUUUUGUCUGGGUGACUAUUGUAAAGUGAGCUGUGUUGUCUUCACAGCACUGAUGUGAGUCUGCUGUUCCCAUGGGUUACUCCAAUAAGCACUGGAAACGUUGUGGAUCAUGUGGCAGGGAACCUGGGAAGGACGCCGAGCUUGGUUUGACAGUGCAGGGGCAAGCUCCGGUUGAGUGGCAGGCGCUGUAUUGAACAGUCCUUAAUUUUCUACAACAUGUUAAUAGCAUUCUUUUUUUUUUUUUUUUUAAACAACACCUGUGCAAAGACAGUUGGGAACAUCAUGUUGUGAUCUUAGCCGUUUUAGAGCUUGCUUCCUAGCGUGGUGCUGCUGCUGUGCUCCCACAGCUGUGCCCAGAGCAGGAGGACUGGUCAUGGUUGGUGCAUCCACUCCUCAGCUACAGAGGUCCCGUAGCCCUGUGUAGUCGGACGGACUUCUGUGCGUGAAUGGGAAGGCUGGCUUGUGGUCCGUCAGCCAGUGACGGGAAGGUGUGCCUCACACGUGGCCCUGCAGGCUCCCGUGUCACCGUGCACCCCUCAUCUCUCCGUGCGCUGGCUGAUGUACUCAUGACACACCUGCCACCCCUGGAGCCCAGAUGCUUGGUCCAGAAGGGACUUAAUGGCCCCAUCCAUGCCUUACCACCCGGCUGCAGAGGAGAGCCAGGCCCUUCAGCCUCUCCCCACAACACCAUCUUCUCUUUAGUGGUCUUUGACGUCAAAGGACAAUUUCUGUCUUCUGUAAAACAACAAUGGUUUGGGUUUUUUUGUUUUGAUUCUGUGCAAGAGCCUUCAGUUGUCAGAACCAGUGAAGCUCUGGGCCCUUCAUGUUCGUGUCCUGAACAAAGCUGGCCCCGUGAGACAGGGAGCUGCCUUGUGAGUACACAGUUGUUCAUAGGUCCCUCCGAGUGGCCAUGGCAAGAGCUCACCUAUUCUGUGUGGCUUCACCAAAGUGUGUAAGGGUGGAGCUGCCCCAUGCCCGUCUUCUCCCCCACCCACCCACCCCCCAGUCCCUGCUUUUCCCUCCAGCACGGUCCAUGUGUGGUAUUGAGAUUGUUGGAACUGUUUACAGAUACAAGCAGAACACCUCUUUGUUCUAAUAAAACCUUUUGGUAGCAGCA